Messenger RNA from Camponotus floridanus (Florida carpenter ant), 1961 nucleotides. RefSeq lists its product as uncharacterized. Gene Ontology annotation, cellular component: cytosol. The transcript has 2 exons. The record is from RefSeq and is a predicted model, not a curated record. Bases 546 to 1229 code for a protein of 227 amino acids. Gene Ontology annotation, biological process: regulation of lipid biosynthetic process. Lineage: Eukaryota; Metazoa; Arthropoda; Insecta; Hymenoptera; Formicidae.
CGGCGCGGCGCCGCUCUCGUGCCAUUGUCACCGCCUGGCUGCGUGAUCCAUCUCGACUGGUGUCCGCGUAGUGCGAUCUCUGUGUAUCCCGGUAUCGCCCAUCCCACCCGCGCGCUUAUUAACCCAUCAAUACACGUGGCGCGCGAUAAGAAUCCGUGAUCGCGACGGUCGGAGUUCGUCGAAUCGUCUGUCGCUCACGACAAGAAAACGAAAGGUGAGGGAGAGAGAGAGAUCCUUGCUAGUUUCCGCUCCGCGAUGCUCCGUAGAAACGUGUUGCACUUCCCCGCUCUUCUUAGCUCGCUCGUCUUUUUAGUUUCGUCGUAACGCAUCGUACGACAUCGUAGCGUCGUUGGUUAAUCUCGUAUUUGACAACACGCGUCCCUCGCGCGAAGGUAUAAAAGCGGCGAGCCGAACGAGGAACGUCGUCGUCUCCUCUCUGUUGGACUCGCGAUCCGCCGUCUCUCUCUCGACGUUUCCUUUCUUCCCUCGGUGAGAGCGUAACUUGGUGCGCGUGCACUCGCAAGCCCGUCAACCGAGACAACAGGAUGAAUUACGGGGAUUUGUCGAAUGUCGAUCCUGCCAGAAGCCUGCGGAGGAUCGCCCGGCAUGACGAACCAGAAUUCAGCAAUGCCAGCAUCUUGAACAGCAUGGAAAAAUUCGUGCGUACCGUAAGCGAGAUGGAGGACACUAUCUUGAUACCUAGUCGUCUGCUGGAUUUAUCGGUGGGUGACGCAGGCGAUAUGGUUUGCAAAUUGAAGGGCAAGCGAGGCUACACGGUACAGGACACUCUGGCCAACACUGAUCUAUACCGCCUUUACAACAUCAUCAAUCAGAUGAAGAUCGAACUACUGUGGUCGCAGGAGCCUACGCGAGGCACCGAGGCGGACGAUCAGCUGAUCAAGAGUCAUCCAGUCGGUAGCCCAUCCGAAAUGCAUCAUUAUCCGGUUGUAACCGGCGCCAGAUUAGGCCACGUGCGUUGCCCCAGUACCACUUCGAUGCAGAGCGUGCAGAGCGCAUCCUCGAUUACUUCCACCUCGGACUCAGACUCUGAGGUAGGCAUCGAGAUCGAUAGCGGACUGGAGGGCGAGGAAUGUGCCGAUUUGGCGAGCAUCGCCGCCCAGGACUUUAAACGUCAUCUGCGUGGCCUUCAUCGCAGUCUCGCCCGCAUGACAGAGGCGGCCGAAUAUCUCACGCUGCGAUAUCAGGCAGACGUGGGCGGGCAAGUCUGAUUCGCCAUUGUCUGUUCGUUGAUCGUCAUCGCGGCAAUUGGCAUUAAGAGCAGAUACCGUCUCGUCCUCGCCUCGUCGUCGUCAACUUCGUGGAAACUUCCAUCACUUUGCUUAAUUUUAUAGAAACCAGCGAAUUCUUAAGAAGCCAAUUACGCGGGUUGCAAAAUUUCCUUGGAUUUUUUCGCCAGCAAAAUUUGGAAAUAUUUUAAUUAUUCGUUAUUUUAUUUAUGUAACUCGUCGCGGUUUAAUAAGUAUGCUGUUCAUGUGCUGAAAUGAAAAUAAGUUACAUUCUUCAAUAAUGUAAAUUAAGACAAUAAAUCUUCGCUGGUUCUUGAGUGCAAAUAAGUUAUCAGUUUUCAAAUAAACUUGAUAUCAUGAGAUAAGAUGUCUAUCAUUCUUAUGAUAUUGUAAAAAGACAAUGUUUAAUUUAGUUCUGUUCUACUUUUAAUAACAGUUUUCACGCGACAGAGAAGCUAUUUGAAUAAAAAUAGAAUAACAAAGAUUUCAGACGAUAUGAUCAUAUAUAGCGAUGUAAACAAUUCUUUCUUUAUUCUGCCACACAUGAAGCAUACCGCGAUUUUGAACACAGGGUUAGGUCUAUUAGAAGAUGUAUGUUAGAAGAUAUAAAGGUGAAUAUAGAACAAAAAUAUUACGUAAAACACUUAAAAAAGACACGCAGUUAUUUAGUUUAAAUUAUUUUUUUGCAUUACAUUAAAUUACUAUUCUGCAUUA